AUGCUGACGCGUCGCAAGUCGUCGAUCGAGGGAGGCACCAAAUCGGAGCGGAGACGGCGCGGCGAGUCGAUCGGCGGCGCGUUCACCGACAUGAUCAACAUCGAGCCGACGAGCAUCAUCAACAAGUCGACAGGUUCGUCGAGUUCACGGUCUAUUUCUUGGCACCCCCCUUCCUGAACGCUACGAUCAGAAACUUGCGACGGCAGCGGCGGCGGAAAGAGCAGAAACGGAAAUAGAAUAAAACUCUCUCUCUCUCUCUCUCUCUCUUGCGUCGUCGCCCCCAAAUUGAACAUUGGUUAUUCCUUCUUCCAAAUGUGUGCGGCCAAACGAGGCGGCAAAAGUGCGCACCGACUUUUUCGCACUUUCCCAUGUUUUGUGUGCAGUCACUUCAAGAUUGACAAGUGUUGCAGAGCUGCUCCACGAGCGCUUCCUGCGUGAUAUGGUGCGUGCGGCGUGCCUCCUCUCGAUGAUCUCCGUCUGUCUGCACACGCCGGAAACGAUCCAGAUGUGGCCGCCGUUGACGUACGUGAUCCUCGCGAACGACCUCCUCGUCACCCUGAUCUUCAUCGUCGAGGCGGCCGUCACCGCCAACCAGAACGGUCUGCUCGACAACCCGAACUCGUAUUUGAGGGACCGCUGGUAUCAGUUCGAGUUUUUUCUCCUCAUCAAUCACAUUUUGUCGUGCGUGAUGCACGUCUACGAGUUGUGCUCCGUCUCGUUUCCCUCGCUCAAUCUUGUGGUGAGUUUGAAAGGGAUACUGUCUGAUUCGAGGCAUGUUUCCAGUACUAUCCAUGGCUCGGCGCUCUUCGUUCGCCCCGCCCAUUUGUGUUUCUUCGAUUCAUCCGGUCUAUCGUUCGAUUCAAACUUCCCAAGAAUCGCAUUAAACUUAUCAUGAAGUGAGUUUUUACCUGAUGACUUACUUUCUUGGCCCUCUGCAGACGUUCCUCGCAACAAAUCCAGAACGUCACCAUCUUCUUCAUGUUCUUCGUGUUCUCCUACGCAAUCAUGGGCGUCCAACUGUUCGGCCGCCUCAACUACCACUGCGUCGUCAACGGAACCGAUCCGAACAACGUGACGAUCGCCGACCUGGCGAUUCCGGACACGAUGUGCUCGCAGGCGGGCGCCGGCGGAUACGAGUGUCCGGGCAACAUGGUGUGCAUGCGGCUGCAGCUGAAACCCCAGGAAGAGGGCUUCUACGGACAGUUCAGCGACUUUGCCUCCUCGCUGUUCACCGUCUACUUGGCCGCCAGCCAGGAGGGAUGGGUCUACGUGCUCUACGACUGUCUCGACUCAUUGCCCAGCUUCCUGGCCUUCUUCUACUUUGUCACACUCAUCUUCUUUCUUGCCUGGCUUGUCAAGGUGCGCGAAAUUGUCCUUCCUUCCUGACUACAUUUCCGCCCUAUUCCAGAACGUUUUCAUCGCCGUCAUCACAGAAACGUUCGCCGAGAUUCGUGUUCAGUUUUCUGAAAUGUGGCAGACACGAGAGGCGACCUCCGAUCACGUGUACAUUCAAAAACUGGAGAAGGAUGAGGACGGCUGGAAGCUCGUCGAAGUGGACAAGUACAAUAGAGGCCACUCGAACAACUCGCUCUUCCUGCAUACGGUAGAUGCUCCUACAGUACCGCCCGCACUUUUCUUCUUGCAGAUAGUCACCUCGCUGGCGUUCCAGACGGUCAUGCAGCUGCUGAUUCUCGCCAACGCCAUCUUCCACGCCACUUUUGUGUACUAUCACGAUGCAUCGGAUCAGGUCAGGAAAAUUUGGUACUACUACGUGGAAGUCGGAUUUACGAUACUUUUCAACACGGAAGUGGCCAUCAAAAUAUUCUCAUUCGGCUGGAAGGCUUAUAUCGCACGCGGCCAGCACAAGUUCGACUGUAUUCUGUGUGUUGGUAAGUUUUGGGAGGGUCAGUGACCUACUUUCUACGUGAACCAGUCCUCCCAGCACCCCAACAAACGUCCGUCUUCCAGGAUCCUCACUCAACGCAAUCUGGUACCUGUACGAGACGAACAUCUUUACGUAUUUCCAAGUGUUCCGCAUCGCCCGCCUUAUCAAAGCCUCCCCGAUGCUCGAGGAUUUCGUCUACAAGAUCUUUGGACCCGGCAAGAAGUUGGGCGGCCUCGUCGUCUUCACCGGCAUCCUUCUGAUCGUCACCUCGGCCAUCUCGCUGCAGCUCUUCUGCUACGUGCCCAAACUCAACAAGUUCACCAACUUUGCAGUGGUAAGACGGUGCGGGGAGCCGCGUUCCGAUCAUGAAUUGUAUUCAGGCGUUCAUGUCAAUGUUCCAAAUCAUCACGCAGGAAGGCUGGACGGAUGUGGUCAUCGAGAUUUUGAGGGCGUGCAAUGAGCAGGCCGUGCCGUUCGUCGCCAUUUACUUUGUCGCCUAUCACUUGUUGGUUACACUCGUAAGUGAUCGACUUUCAUCACCAAUGCGCCCACUUUGGUUUGCAGUUCGUCCUCUCGCUGUUCGUCGCCGUCAUCCUCGAUAACCUGGAAAUGGACGAGGAACUCAAAAAAGUGAAACAGCUGAAGGCGCGCGAGCAGGACACGAUCAAAACGACGCUUCCGAUGCGUCUGCGCAUCUUUAACCGCUUCCCGACCGCGCCGACGAUGGUGACGAUGAAGAAGGUGUCGUCCGAGUUUCCGUUGCCCAAGAUCCGCGACUCGUUCACGCGCCAGUUCGCCGACGAAUUCGUCGAGACGAACGACGAUUUAAUUCAGGAGAUGGGCCUCAAGGUGCGUUCGAUGCUGUCCGGGAAGGGACCGUCGCGGGAAACCCGCGUGACGACGACGAUUCGGCACGUGGGACAGCUCAGCAACAAGACGAUUCUGACGUCGAUGCUGACCGAGUCGAACCGGAACCGCGCGCUCUUCUCGGAAUCGAAUCAGCAUUUGGCGAGUCUGGCACGCUCGAACACUUCGUCGAAACACGGAAAACACACGUUGAGCUUCAAUUCACGGUCCCGAACGCGCGGAUUGGCUUCGUUGAAGGGAAAGAACAUGGUGGAGGGGUUCAAGGAAAACGGGGAUUUGCGGCCGGAGGACACGGCGAGAAAGGUCGAGAAGCACGGCGAGAUCGACUUCAAGGCGUUGCAGAUGAAGAGGGCGCACGCGGAGAUCACGAGGUGAGAGUGUGUGGGGGAGAGAGCCUGAGAACAUUUGAACUUUCAGAAAUCGAAUCGAGGAGGAAAUGCGCGAGAAUCACCCGUUCUUCGACCGUCCGCUCUUCCUCGUCGGCCGCGAGUCUUCCCUUCGGCGCAUGUGCCAGAUGAUCGCCCAUUCUCGCCAUUCGUACGAUCAAAACGACGGCCAGCACCGGAAACAUUCGAACAAGUACAAACAGUUUCAGUGAGUACCGUACCACACCUUCUACAGUAAUCCGUUUACUGCGUGUUCAGCGACUUCCUCGCAAUUAUGACCUAUUUGGAUUGGGCGAUGGUUCUGGUGACCACGCUCUCGUGCUGCAGCAUGUUAUGGGAAUCGCCGUGGCCGACGACCGGCGAGAACUUGAUCUUCAAUAACUUCUACCUUCAAGUAUGGCGUUUUAGAGAAGCCAUUGCCACGGUCUCCAGAGCUGACAAUGGGCGCAAGUGCGCCCCGCCCAAUAGAGCGAUACAUUGGCGCGAAAUUCAAAUUUUAACAGCAAAAUUUGUGUUUUUUGCCAGAUUAGCCACGAAAAACCGAUAAUUUCUCAUUUGUCUCUCGAUAGACCGAUUGUAUAGGCUAUUACGAUUUUUUUAAGCGCAAGAGCGUUGAAUUUGGUCAAGUCGCAAAUCACAUUUAUCCGUUUGAAGGUUUUUGGCUAAAACUGCGUGAAUUUCAGUUGCUUUUCGGUAGUUUUUGCGGUUCGAGCGCUCAAAAUGCUUGUAUUUACGUGAUUUAUCAUUCUCAAAACCAAUUCUGUCUGAAAACGGUCAAGAAAGCGCAAAAUGAGAAGUGCGGUUUUGAGGGGGCGAUCGGCGGCGAAGGCGAAAAAGCAAAGUCCGCGAAAAAUGCGCCGAAACGUCAUUAAUUAUGAGAAUAAGUGUGUUUUCAUGUCGAACAAUCAUUUUUCAUCGCCUUUGACCACAAAAAUCAGACAAAACCUGCUCAAUUCAUGAAAACGCCAUUUGGCCGCCGAGACCACGCCCAUAUUGUCAGCUCUGGAGACCGUGAUUGCAUAAUAAGGUUUUGCAGAUUGCCGAGUACAUAUUCGUGCUCGUAAUGAGCUUCGAGCUCUGCGUCAAAUGCAUCGCCAACGGCCUCUUCUUCACUCCAAAAGCGCUCGUCACCGACGUCGGCGACAUUCUCACCAUCUUCAUCUAUAUUGUAGGUCCCCCCCCCCCCUCCAAAAGUUCUAGACGUCCUUCUACAUAUUCCUCGCUUACAGACGAGUCUGAUGUUCCUCAUCUGGAUGCCCGAUCACAUUGAGAUCAACAGUUGGGCACAGCUUCUGAUGAUCUGCCGAGCGAUGCGACCCCUUCGGGUUUACGCGUUGAUUCCGCACAUCAGAAGAGUCGUCGUCGAGUUGUGCCGCGGAUUCCGUGAGAUUUUGUUGGUGACCAUCCUCCUCGUCGUGCUCAUGUUCAUUUUCGCGUCGUUCGGAGUGCAGCUGGUCGGCGGGAAGCUCGCCUCGUGCAACGAUCCGAUGAUAACCGCCCGCGAGAACUGCACGGGACUCUACGAAGUGAAAUUGUUCGUGACGCGGAUGGAAGUGUUCGGAAAGCACGACAACGCGAUGCAUCCGUCGAUCAUCGUGCCGCGAGUGUGGACGAAUCCACGCAACUUCAACUUUGAUCACAUCGGCAACGCAAUGCUGGCGCUUUUCGAGACGCUCUCCUACAAAGGAUGGAAUGUCGUCAGGGACAUUUUGUACAUUCGACAUGGAGCCGUAAGUGUGAACCCCCCACAACAAAUCGAAUACAAGUAGCGUAUCUGUUUCAGUGGGCGGUGCUGUUCAUCCACAUCUACGUCUUCAUCGGCUGCAUGAUCGGACUCACCCUUUUCGUCGGAGUCGUCGUCGCCAACUACACGGAGAACCGCGGAACGGCGCUGCUGACGGUCGACCAGCGCCGUUGGCACGACCUAAAAGCCCGUCUGAAGAUGGCCCAGCCGUUGCACGUGCCGCCGAAACCGCCGGAAAGCGCCAAACUCCGCUGCUACCUGUACGAUCUGACGACGAGCCGCUGGUUCAAACAGUUGUUCGCCGCACUCGUCGUGCUCAACUCGUUCACCCUCGUGAUCCCGUGGAAUGUCAGUGAGGAGCAAGAUCGGAAGACGUUCCUGCUCAGCCUGACGGUCAUCUCGGCAGUCUGCAAUGUCUUGUUCACUUUGGAGUGUCUUCUGAAAAUGAUCGCAUUCACGAUCGCCGGGUUUUGGCAGUCGCGUCGGAACAGGAUCGAUUUCAUUAUCACCAUUUUGGGCAUCAACUGGAUCGUUUUCCAUUUCCUUUUUCAGUGUGAGUAGAUUCGAUUAGCCUCAAUAAUUUCUUUUAAAAAACACGUUUAAGUGCCCGCCUACUUCGCCGGCGGCAUCUCCGAAUGGAAGCGUCUAACCUACACGUACGGCUACCUCGUCGUCAUCCUCCGAUUCUUCACGAUCGCCGGCCGCAAGUCCACGCUCAAAAUGCUGAUGCUCACCGUCGUCAUGUCGAUGGUCCGCUCCUCGUUCAUCAUCGCCGCCAUGUUUCUGCUCGUGCUGUUCUACGCGAACGCCGGCGUCGUCCUGUUCGGAAUGGUCAAGUACGGACAGGCGGUCGGCAAGUGAGUGCUCUUUCGGCUCAGAACUGCAACGUGUUGUGGUCUUCAGACAUGUCAACUUUCGAAAUGGCCGUGAAGCGCUCGUCGUGUUGUUUCGGUCGGUGACGGGCGAGGAUUGGAAUGAUAUUAUGCACGAUUGUAUGAGAGCUCCGCCGUUUUGCAACUGGCAUCCGGGACUCAGCUACUGGCAAACCGAUUGCGGAAACUAUUUCGGAGCAAUUGUCUACUUUUGCUCUUUCUACCUCAUCAUCACCUAUAUUGUGCUCAAUCUUCUUGUCGGUGAGUUCUAGUUUCGUGAAUUUAAUCUCCUGAAACUUGAGCUUAAAAUCUUCAGCCAUCAUCAUGGAGAACUUCUCGCUGUUCUACUCAUCAGAAGAGGACGCCCUUCUCUCGUACGCCGACAUCCGCAACUUCCAACUCGUCUGGAAUAUGGUCGACACCGAACAGAAGCGAUCGAUUCCGGUGCGAAGGGUGAAGUUUCUGCUGAGAUUGUUGAAAGGGCGGCUCGAAGUGGACGACGAGAAGGACGGACUGCUGUUCAAGCACAUGUGUCACGAGAUGGAACGGCUGCACAACGGCGACGACGUCUCGUUCCACGACGUCCUCAAGUGAGAAGUUAUCGUGACCGACAAUUUCUAAAAUCCCGCCGUUUCAGCAUGCUCUCCUACCGAAGCGUCGACAUCCGCAAGAGCUUGCAACUCGAGGAAUUGCUCCAAAGGGAAGAGCUCGAGUACGUGAUCGAGGAGGAAGUGGCGAAGCACACGAUACGCACGUGGCUCGAGAAUUGUCUGAAGAACAUCAAGGCCAAACAGAAUAAUGUAUACUCCAUUUUCCCCGAUCUUAAUGAGCAUUCGAUUGCAGACUGUCGGAAAGAUGAGCUCAAUCGGUUCGACGUUCCAAUUUCCGCAAUCGGCAGAGAAUGUGCUCGCGAAGGGAAUGGUGCUCACCGAGCCGUCGCCAGAAGAAGAGGCUCAAGGCGAUAAGAGCAUCGGAAGCGGGAAGAAGAAGACGCAGAGAGGCAACUCUAUUACGGAGGUAUGACCCGUUACGGGAUCACACAAAAACCGCAACUGCUUUCAGAUCGUGCAAGAAUCGCAGAAGAAGAGUGUGAAACGAGGAGCGGACAAGAUAAAAGAACGUCGCGGAACACUUCGUCAGAUGCAAAUGGGCACGUACGACGAGCUGGAAGAGGUGGAAGAGGACGAGGAUACGGACGGGGACCGCGACCUUCGGCGGCCCUCGUUCGACUAUCCGCCGCACCACGGAGACAGCCUGAAGCAGCUCGAGGACGUGAAAACGUGGUGGACUCUGUGCGAUUAG
Molecule: messenger RNA, 7056 nt
Organism: Caenorhabditis sp. 36 PRJEB53466
Lineage: Eukaryota; Metazoa; Nematoda; Chromadorea; Rhabditida; Rhabditidae
Source: the annotation of a GenBank genome assembly